Messenger RNA from Carassius gibelio (silver crucian carp), 6774 nucleotides. RefSeq names its product dystroglycan 1. Bases 727 to 3339 code for a protein of 870 amino acids. Gene Ontology annotation, molecular function: calcium ion binding; laminin binding. The transcript is spliced from 3 exons. Gene Ontology annotation, cellular component: dystrophin-associated glycoprotein complex; basement membrane; sarcolemma. The record is from RefSeq and is a predicted model, not a curated record. Lineage: Eukaryota; Metazoa; Chordata; Actinopteri; Cypriniformes; Cyprinidae. Gene Ontology annotation, biological process: nerve development; axon guidance; morphogenesis of an epithelium.
CUCCAUCUGAAGGAGCAGCUCUUCUUCUUCUUCUUCUUCUUCUUCUUCUUCUUCACAGCUCAGACAGUGAGUUAUUAGACAGCAAGUGCAGAGCAGCUCAUACACACCCACACUGCGAGGCUGGAGAAGCCCUCGACAUGUGACCGCUGCUGACUGUCGACACGUACUUUCAUUUUAUCUUUCUUUUCCAAUUUGAUUUCCUUCGUCCUAAAGACUCCAGGCAGGACUCGUAAUCAAGCGCCGCGCAGUCGUCCCGUGGAUUUCAUCAGGAAUAAUUCAUCCUCGUUUGGCAAUCCUCGCUCGUUUCUCGGACGAACCUGCUGAAGGACGAGGAGCGAGUGUGUACACAAGAGAAUAAAAGCGUCUCGCUGACCUUCAGCAAUAAUCAGCGCCGACCCACGACUACACCUGUGCUUCAACAGCACUAUUUAUUUAUUUUUCGCCACUGGAGAAGCGUUGAAAGGGAUUUUUUUUAUCACUUUCGGAGUCAAGUCGGUUCAUCUCAGUGUGGACAGUGCAGGUCUCAGAGGCAGCCCCUUAACUAUGGGAUUUCAGAACUACUGAGGGAACUUCCACAAAAAGAGGGAAAAGGGGCCGGCAACGGGAACAAAAGGAGAGGAUUGAGCUUUUGAAAAGAGGAUCAGUUCUUUCAGACUCAGUGGGGUGCAUGCUGCCCCCUCAACUGGACGUCCUCUUUUGUGCGAGCAAGAAAAAAUAAAAGCAGACAUGCGCAAUAAACUGAGAAAGUUCCGGGAUGGGGGAUGCCCCAUGAUGGGGCAGAGGGACAGGACUUUUCUGGUGCUGCUGAUCGCAAUGGUGCUGACAGUAACAGAAGUGCGGGCUUCCUGGGAUCAGAACCCAAUGGAAGUUCUAGGUGAUGUAGGGCAGUUGGAGGCAUCUAUGCACUCGGCGGUGCUGUCAGACCUACAUGAGGUGGAAGCGGCAGUAGCUGCGGUGUCGCAGCCCGUUGGCUUCCCAGACUCCUCAGCGGUGGUGGGCCGGGUGUUCCAAAUGUUGGUGCCCAUCAAAGCGAAGAACUCCAGGAGCACAGUAAAGAUCACAGAAGCAAGCAAGGAUGUGCUCCCAGCAUGGUUGCACUGGGAUGCAGAGAGUGGCACACUUCAAGGCCUUCCUCUAGAGACAGACAAGGGUGUUCACUACAUAUCUGUUUCUGUUUCUAAUGAGAGCCAAGUCUCCCAUAGCCCAGAUGUGUUCUCCAUUGAGGUGCACCCAGAGGAGCAUGCUGAUACUGACCCUUUUCAGCUUGCAAUUCAACAGUCAGCCAGCAAUGAUGUCCAACCUUUCAUCUGUGGCAAUGAGGAACCUGUUACUGUCCUUACUGUCAUUCUGGAUGCUGACCUCACAAAGAUGUGCCCGAAGCAGAGGGUGGAACUACUUGCUAACAUGAAGAAGUUCUCUGGCAUGGGACUUCAGCACAUGAAGAUUUUGCCUGUGGUCAACAACCGUUUGUUUGACAUGUCUGCUUUCAUGGCAGGCCCGGGAAAUGCCAAGAAAGUGGUUGAAAAUGGAGCCCUUUUGUCCUGGAAACUUGGUUGCAGUCUGGAUCAAAGCAGCAUUCCUGAUAUCAGUAGUGUUCAGGUUCCAGCAAAAGAGGGAACCAUGUCUGCACAGUUGGGAUAUCCGGUCGUUGGAUGGCAUAUCGCUAACAAAAAGCCCCAUGUACCUAAAAGGGUGCGAAGGCAGCUCAACAACACCCCCACUCCCAUGCAAUCAUUACCACCCCCAACAACUUACCCUGACCCCCCAACCCGUAUCGUUCCCACACCAACUUCUCCAUCUAUUGCUCCUACCUCAGAGAGUUCUGCCCCACCUGUCCGUGGUCCUAUGCCACUUCCUAUGAAACCUACCAUUCGAAACAAAGAUCCCCCUGCUUACACUCCAACCUUAGGCCCCCCUCAGCCAACACGAGUAAUAGACACCACCAGCACAAUUACCAUCCAGCCCACCAUGACCAGGCCUGUGUAUGUUGGGCCCUCUGUGACCCCAGCAACACCCACCACCAGGAAACCGACCAGAAGACCUACAAAGAGACCCAAGACAACUCCGAUACCAAGAGAACCCAAGACUACCACAACCAAGCCACCAAGGCGCACAACACCCCCUGUUAUCCAAAUCGAAGGCAAUAUAAAACCCCAGCUGCAAAACCCAAUCGACCAGGUGAAUGCCUACGUUGGCACCUACUUUGAGGUGAAGGUUCCACCUGAUACAUUUUUCGACAAAGAGGAUGGAACUACUGAUAAGUUGAGACUCACCUUGCGCAAGGGCAAUGAUGUGGUUGGAGAUGAUUCUUGGAUACAGUUCAACAGCACAAGCCAGUUGCUCUAUGGAUUACCAGACCAGGGGCAUGAAGGAAAACAUGAGUAUUUCAUGCAAGCAACUGACAAAGGAGGUCUCUAUGCAAUAGAUGCCUUUGAGGUCCGUGUUAAUCGAUGGGGAAACAAUGUUAAGUCACCGGUCUUGUUUACUGCUGUAUUUGAAGGAGAUGCACGUUCAGUCACCAAUGACAUUCACAAGAAGAUCCUUCUCGUCAAGAAAUUGGCCCAGUCUUUUGGUGAUCGCAACAGUAGCACUGUUACACUGAAAAACAUCACGAAGGGAUCUAUCAUAGUUGAAUGGACCAAUAACAGCCUUCAGCAAAACCCCUGCCCAAGAGAGCAAAUACAGCAGCUGAGCAGAAGAAUCUCUAAUAAUGAGGGUAGACCCUCACCACAGUUCACGCAUGUUAUGGAACCAGAUUUCAAGGCCUUAAAUAUCAAUGUCAGAGGCACAGCAAGCUGUCGCAAUUACAUGUUUGUCCCAUUAGGUGAGAUCCCAGAUCCGACCACCUCUCCUGUUACUCCCGCUGUGGGUGCUGGAAGACAGAGCAAUGAUGAUGUGUAUCUUCACACCGUCAUUCCGGCAGUGGUGGUUGCAGCAAUUUUGCUGAUAGCGGGAAUCAUUGCCAUGAUUUGCUAUCGCAAGAAGCGCAAGGGCAAGCUGACCAUCGAAGACCAAGCAACUUUCAUCAAGAAAGGAGUGCCCAUUAUUUUUGCGGAUGAGCUUGAUGACUCUAAGCCGCCCCCAUCUUCCAGCAUGCCCCUUAUCCUUCAAGAGGAGAAGCCUCCGCUUCCUCCACCAGAGUAUCCCAACAUGGCUAGUCCAGAGACAACACCUCUGAACCAGGACCUUUUGGGAGAGUAUACACCGCUACAUGAUGAGGAUCCUAAUGCCCCUCCCUACCAGCCACCACCACCCUUCUCUACACCAAUGGAGGGGAAAGGAUCCCGCCCCAAGAACAUGACCCCAUACAGAUCGCCACCCCCUUACGUGCCACCCUAAUGUUUGCCAAAACCUCCGGAGCAGGAGGAUGGGGAACUUUUGUAGUUCCACACCAGUGCGUUGUUUCUUUGCAUUAUGGGAUUUUUAGAAGGGGCGGGGGGUGUUGCAAGUUGGGGUUUGAAUGUGAUGGGAUGAUUUUGUUAAACUGAACUCUUAAGGAGAUGUGGGAGGGUGGGGCAAGUGAAUAGUCUACAAAGGACAGCAAAAACAACCUCAGCCUCUGACUACUCUGGUUAUUGCUAAACUGUUGGGAUGUACCCUCCAGUCCUGGCAUUUUGUGUCUCGAUGGGCUUUUUUGACUAAUUAUUGGUUUUGUUUUGAUUUUAAUUUUCUUUUUUUUUCUUUUUUUUGUUUCACGAUUUUCUGACUCAGAAUCAAAACUCCUUGCCUAACAGCACUCUUUCUAUCUUCUGAAUUCGUUAAUCUUGGAUAAUAUAAGUGGACAAUAAAGCUGACUGCAGGUGCAAAAGGUUUCAUUGAGAAAUUCAAUAACGGAAGGGGAAUAAAAGAAUGGCCUUGAGGGACUUGGACAGCCAUGCAGACAGUUACGUGAGAUGUCGAUUCAUUAUGGUUUUGCCUUUUAACACACAAUUAAACCGUUUUUAUUGUUCUUCACAUUUCUAGUUAAAUCACUACAAGAAGAGGUAGCCAAAAUGAAAGAUUUGUUUAAUCCACUGUAUAUUUGAAAGUUGUUAUGCUCGAUCACCUUUAAUUUUUAUUAUAGAUUUUACUUCCUUUUUUUCUUUUUUAGUUUAAGUAUUACACUGAGAUAAACACUAUUUUCCACCUCUCAGAAAUGCUAAAAACAUAUUAAAUCAGUGAGUGACCAUCACAGUGUGUGUUCUGACUUGAGAUUUGUGCUAUAAAGUUCUUGCCAGCCAUGUGAAACUUUUGGAGGCGGUAAUCUCAUGAGUGAGUCGUCUAUGCAGAUUCUGCCUUUGACCUGACAGGCCGGAGCCCGGUACUGAUCUCACUUAAUCAUAUUUCCCAUAGGCCAUGAAGAAAUCUUGUGAUUUAAUUGGUUGUACAGGUUGACGGGGUCUUGACAUCGUUAAUUCUCUCAUAAGACAGCAGGAACCAUGUUCAGCACCCUCAAGUCAAAACCGCCAAUAUAAUGGUUCACAAGUGAGAUUCAAGCUACCGAGAGUCAUUGAGACGGAUUGCUCAAUUUCAAAGACUUGAUUUAAUCAGAACAAGCUCGGGUUUCAGAUGAUUUGUAGUUUUUCUUGCUUUCUUUUGUUUAUAUAUAUAUAUAUAUAUAUAUAUAUAUAUAUAUAUAUAUAUAUAUAAUAUCUUAGUGAUGAUCAUGGAGUAUAUGCCUUGAAUCCACUCGAAAUAAUUCAAAAUAAAGACUGAAGAUUAUAAUAAUGGUGACCCAUCCUCUACACAGCGGUAUUGUUUAUUAAAUGUCAUGUCAUAAUUAUAUAUUUGCAGUUGAAUGCCAUAUUUUGCCUUGGUGGUAUCGCAGCAAGUGUCUUCUGUACAUAAUAUUCUGCCUGUGGAUAUAAAUGUAUAGUCUAAACGUGUGUAAAUCAGAUAUGGUAAAAAAAAAAAAAAAUUUACCGUUUGUUUUAGAUGAGGGGUGAUUAUUUUUUAUAUAUAGUGAUGGUUAUUGAAAAAAAAAAAUCCUUGAGCAAGACCUGGAAUAGGAGGAGUGAAGAACUGGUUUCAUUUACAAAAGCAUCAUAAAACUAGAAAAAAUGAAAGGGGGAAAAAAGAUUGAUAAAAUCACAAUCUACUUUUUUACAAAGUUUUUGAUACAGCCUCAAAUUGUUUAUUAAAACAAAUAUAUAGUGUAUUGCAAUUUGUAAAACUCUAGUCCUGGUAAUUGAUUCAUUAUAUAGCUUUCCCUCAUGGGUCUUUUUCUUAGGUGGUUUUCUUUAAGUUUGCUUUAAGCUUACAAAAUAGAAAUGGUGGACUGUGUUGUCAGGGAAAAUGUCCUAUGAAAUAGUAUUAUUAUUUUUCUGAUUUGUAUUUUACGCUCAUUUGUUUUGAGGUUUUGAAUUCAAAAGUGACAAUUGCAAUAAUAAAGGUGUGGCGUCGUCACGGCUGGUCAGUACAAGUAUUGUGCAAGAUCUGUGUGACGCAGAACCUCCUUAAGUCUCACAACCCCAGAAUUGUUUUGCCAUGUAGGAGGUUAUGUAUGGAUCUAUUUUUGAGUGUGAUCAUAACUUGUAUUUUUAUGCUUCCAUUUAGCCUUUAUAGAUUUAUCAGCAAACCAAAAUCCAUGGAGGUUUGAUUGAUGUUUCAUUUGUGCGUACCAGCAAGGAUGAAGAUGGAAAUGGUGCAGUAGGAUUUAGGUACAAAAACAUUGCAAAGUGCACUUCAUCAUGGUACGGCAUUGACAGAGUGCAAAAUCAUUUUCAGUAUUUUUUCAAAGAAGCAAAGUUGUGUAUUUGUUUUAACCCUGAAUCUGACGAAUCUGGUAGAUUUAUACUAGAAAUUAAAGCAAAAAUAAUCACAGUUUGCCAAUGGGGUAAGAAAAGUGGCUAUUUAUUGUCAUACACAAUUUUGCCUUUUACGUAAAUUUCUGUUUUUACAAAAACACUUUUUAGGGGGGGUGGGGGGGCACAGUGUAAAGCUACUGUGUUCUCAUUAGCACAACACUGAAUAAAUAAAUAUUUUAGGUGGAAAAACCAAAGAUGCGGAUUACAAAAUGGCUUUCGUUUGCUACCGUUAUGUCUGCUUAAGUUGAUGUCUUUUUCAUUUUAUUCCGUACAGUCUUGAAUAAAAGCAAUGAUGAAUAAGUAAAAAUAUGAUAGUUUCCCCUCCGUCCCUUUUAUUUAUUUUAGUCUGUGUAUGUAUUCAAUUUAUUUGAUUAAUUUCACAAACCCUGAGCUAAUGUUGAGUUUGAUCUAUUUUGCAAUGGUUUUUUUUUAUUCUUUUGCGCAGCUAUUUUUUUUUUUUUUUUUGUCAAAUCAUUCAGCCUUUCAUAUAUUUUUAGCCUUCACAAAACGAUUUGAUUAUACUUUCUGUAUGAAUAUAACCAAUCCUUAAAAACGAAAAUGGUUUAAGAGAGGGAAACCGUUAGUAAGUUUUUGUGUGUAUGUGUGUGUAUGAGUUUAUUUCUUUAAUUUUAUAAAUGUAUGUCUUUUCUUUAUUAUUUUUUUCUUUUUUUUAAGCAUUUUGUCUGAGUUUUAACAAUGUUACAAAGUGUGCAACCUGUAUUGCAAAGACAAGCUGAGUUGACAAAAGAUUGAACAUUUAAGCAAUGCAUUGGGUCCAGGUGUUAGAAAUGACAAUGACAAUGAUGUGUUGAGCGAGACACCUUAGAGGUCAGUUGCUGCGAAGAAGUGCAACCUAGUAAAGAAUACAACGCCAACGUAAUGACAAAAAACACUAUUCAUUCUCUUUCAUGUUACACAGCGUUGGUUAAUUUAUGCCACCAAACACUGUAUGUUUAAAUCUUGUAUUAAAAAGUGUUCUCACCGGGAA